This is a messenger RNA of Durio zibethinus, 3028 nucleotides long. Its product is annotated as scarecrow-like protein 22. The record is from RefSeq and is a predicted model, not a curated record. NCBI's taxonomy places the organism in Eukaryota, Viridiplantae, Streptophyta, Magnoliopsida, Malvales, Malvaceae.
GGGCGGUAGAACGCGCGGGUUUUGCUUCGAUUUGUCAACAGGACAAGUGGAUAAAGCAGCAAGAAGCUAAUAGUUUUAGCUUUGCGAACAGCUUCUACUACAACAGCGAGCAAGAACCAACUUCUGUUCUUCAUAUGAGAAGAAGCCAAAGCCCGCCCACAUCAGCAUCCACUCUCUCUUCUUCUUUCAACGGCGGAGCCGCCGCUGCAGGCGGCGGAGGUAAUUCCAUCGACAACACCAACACCACGGCGGCAACCAUAGCACCACCUGAGAUUCCACUUCCAAACAACAACAAAGAAGAAUGGGCCACGGAGCUUCAACCGAUCCCGAGUGAACUUGACCUUGUUCCAGGGCCUGGAGGUGCUCAAAGAUGCAAUCUUGGAUUGGAAGAUUGGGAGACUAUGCUUUCUGAAUCAGCCGUGUUACCAAGCCAAGACCAUUCGCUUCUGCGAUGGAUCGCUGGUGACGUGGAUGGCUAUUCUUUUGGUCUCAAACAGCUGCUUCAGUGUGGGAGUACUGGUCCUAAUCAGUGUCUAGAUUUUGAAGGCAAUGCAGGGUCGGGGGUCGUUGAUCAGGGUCCAGGGUUUGACCCAAUUCCUUGCCUUGUUAGUUCUGGUCCUGGAAAUGUAGUUUCAAGUGCUGCUCCUAAUUUGGGUGGUUUUCCUGGUUCUGGGUUUGUGCCAAAUUCCAACAAAAAUGGGAAUGGAAAGAUUGGUUCAGUCAUGCCAAGUUGUUCUUUAGUUGAUGCGGUUAACAAUCACAAGGUUCUUGGUGCUCCUGUUGGGUUGAAUACUAGUAUUCAAAAUCCAAUGUUUACUUCUCCCGGAAACAGUAUUGGUCUUCCUGUUUCUUUGCCUGUGCUUUAUCAACAUCAGCAGCAAGAUCAAUAUCUUGAAAGCCAAGAAGAGAAACCUCAGAUUUUGAAUCCACAGGUUUUGAUGGGUCAGCCCCAACAUCCUCAAAAUCCAAACUUUUUCUUGCCAUUACCUCAAGAACAGCACCUUCUUCAGCCUUUACCAAAGCGCCUCAAUCCUGGUAACUUAGAACUUUCUUCUCAGAUCCCAAAUCUCCCAUUUUCUGAUGCCGGACAUGAGUUGUUUAUGAGAAAGCAGCAGCAACAACAUAUGGGGUUUCCUCAGGGAGUUCAGUUUGUUCCUCAACAGAAGCCGCUGAUGGUGGCAAAACAGAAAGUGUUGGGUCCAGAAGAGGAGAUGGCUCAACAACAGCAACAACAUCAGUACCAGUUAUACCAGCAACAACAAGCCACAUUGUUCGACCUUAUUUACAAGGCUGCAGAGUUGGUAGGAACUGGUAAUUUUUCACACGCGCAAGGGAUAUUGGCGCGGCUCAAUCACCAGCUGUCUCCAGUAGGUAAGCCCCUUCAAAGGGCUGCUUUCUACUUCAAGGAGGCUUUGCAAUUGCUUCUCAUGAAUAACCCAGUCUUUCCCCCGCCUCCAAGGAGCCCCACCCCUUUCGAUGUUAUCUUCAAAAUGGGGGCUUAUAAGGUCUUCUCUGAAGUCUCUCCCUUUAUCCAAUUCGUUAAUUUUACCUGCAACCAGGCCCUCCUUGAAGCUCUUGAUGAUGCUGAUCGGAUUCACAUUGUGGACUUUGAUAUUGGAUUUGGUGCUCAAUGGGCUUCCUUUAUGCAGGAGCUUCCCAUGAGGAGCAGAGGAGCUCCUUCAUUGAGAAUUACUGCCUUUGCUUCACCUUCAACGCAUCAUCUUGUUGAGCUUGGGCUUAUGCGUGAAAAUCUUAUGCAAUUUGCUAAUGAAAUUGGUUUAAGUUUUGAGCUAGAGGUGCUUAAUUUUGAUUCUUUAGAUCAAACCCCGUAUUCUCUGCCAAUGUUUCGGUCAAAUGAAAUUGAGGCAGUUGCGGUGAAUUUUCCCAUUUGGUCUUCUUCCAAACAGCCCUCUGCUUUGCCCAACCUUCUGCGCUUUGUGAAGCAGCUUUCGCCAAAAAUUGUGGUGACUUUAGACCAAGGGUGUGAUAGAAAUGAUCUGCCAUUCCCACAACAUAUAAUCCAUGCGUUUCAGUUAUAUAUAAACCUAUUAGAAUCACUUGAUGCCGUUAAUGUGACUUCUGAUGCUGUGAACAAGAUUGAGAGGUUCCUUCUUGUGCCAAGAAUUGAAAGUACUGUGUUGGGGCGUUGGCAUGCACCUGAGAAAAUGCCUCUUUGGAGGACACUUUUUUCCUCAGCUGGUUUCACCCCUUUAACAUUCAGUAACUUCACUGAAACUCAAGCAGAAUGUGUAUUAAAGAGGGCCAAAGUGAGUGGGUUUCAUGUUGAGAAGCGCCAGGCUUCACUUGUGCUUUGCUGGCAACAGAGGGAUCUUGUCUCAGCUUCAGCUUGGAGGUGCUGAGGAGCAGCAUCGGGCAGGCAGGGGAGGUUGGUUUCUUUAGCAACUCGCAAUCCAUCAACUCUAUCCUGAAUUAUGAAUUAAGUCAAUAAUUACUAAAAUCUGCUGCUUUUAUGACUUAAUACUAGUGAAUUGUCUUGCUUGUAAGUCUUCUCUGCUUGUUUUUCUAGCACAGACGCAAUUGCCCGUAGAAGAAAACAUCUGACUGGAAAAGUCAAAAGUCUGUUAGGGGCAUAUUGAUAUUUCUGCUAUGGUAGUCUGAUGUCUGUUGUUUUUUUUUUUUUUUUGGUGAGAAGCUGUAUUUUCUUCUGGUUAAGGUGGUGAUUUGUUGAAUAUUUGACAACAAAUGCAAACUAAAAUUGCAAAUACAGAUUACCAGAAUUUAGUUUUAUGUUUCUGGGGUGCUGUUGAUAAGUUCUCAAAUUGUAUGUUAGUUUGAUGUUUGAAUCCAAAUUCCUACUUUUCUACUAUGUUGCAUAUAAUGCAUAUUUUAAUAUGAGACGUCUAUGCCUUUGCGUGUCGUCUGGAGCUAUUGCCCAGUUUAGAACUGGUUCAUUGAUAACAAAUGAUUAAAAAAACUAUUUUCUUGUGCAUAGUUAGAGUAGUGAUUUUUCUUGAUGAUGUUUAGAUUUAGUUGAAAAGGUGAUCAGAUUGAAGAAGUGCUAAAGCAA